This is a messenger RNA of Cavenderia fasciculata, 1206 nucleotides long. RefSeq lists its product as uncharacterized. NCBI's taxonomy places the organism in Eukaryota, Evosea, Eumycetozoa, Acytosteliales, Cavenderiaceae. The record is from RefSeq and is a predicted model, not a curated record. The transcript has a single exon. The coding region runs from base 1 to 1206 and encodes 401 amino acids.
AUGAGUCUUUCAACCAGCAGCACCAAUCUCAACUUAAAUCUUAUGACCUCUUCCUCAUCCUCCACUUCCAUCUCAUCUACCACUACGACCCCCACCAUUUCAUCACGCCCCAUCACCUCUUGUAAAUCCACAAACUCUAACAAUUUCUCUCGCGCUUCUUCAGUGCCAUCAUUCAUGACCAACGAUGAGAUGAAGGGCAGUGCCAAAAAGAUGCCGCCGACGAUCUCGUCAAUCACAUUCUCGGCGAUCGAGGACAAGGACGAUUACAAUAUAGUGGCUGAAAUAACCUCCUCUACCACCUCUGCUAUCAUCAGUUCACGACCACCUGUUCCACCAAGAUCCAGUCCCUCGAGUGACAGCAAUACACCCAACCACAGCACACCUCGGUCGGGCACGCCAUCUCCUCCAUGCAAUGAUGACAUUCAAAAAUCCAAACCUCCCUUACCACCACGCAACCAUUCACCAUUAUCAUUCCUACCACCUCCACCUCCACCACUUCAUACUCAACUUGCCAAUGGAAAUAAUCAUCAAGAUUUUUCAUCUCUCACCCUUCCUCCUCCACCCCCUCUUAUCCACAAUAUUAACAACAAUAACAAUGGCACCCACUCACUUCGACCACCACAAGAUAAACAUUCACCAAGAAGUCAUUCACCAACCAACAUCAACAUCACUACCAACGAUCAUGCGCAACCCAAAAAACCAACUCCACCUCAUUACAAGCGUCCCAUUAGUAAAAGUGAAAGCUCUCCAUCCAUGCCUCUUGCUGGUACCAGUGGUGGAGUCCAGAACUCCAGUGCCCAUAAUCUUGUUAAAGCACUCAACCAAAUCAACAGCAACAGUCAAUUCAAUAGCUUGGGUGGUGGUGCAUUCCAACAACCCUUAAAAUCAGGUCUAAGUAAAAGUUCAACUGGCAUGCCACCCCCACCACCUUUGACUAUUCCAACUAGUUCAUCAAAUACCACCAACACCAACUCCAACUCCAACACCAACUGUUCCAACAAUGCUGCUACUUCCACAUCCACUUCUUCAUCUACAAUGUCCCAAAGUAAAGUUAAUUUGUUAUCUCAUUCUAUCCCUUCUCGAUUGGGAGCAGGUAGAAUGCCACCUCCACCUCCUGGAUCACUUCAACAAUUAAAACCAGUAGUUAAUAAUAAUAAUAAUAAGCAACAACCAACCGAUCAUUCAACAAAACCAAAGUUUGUUUAG